AAAGCGACCUUUUCAGAAUGAAUCCGUAUAAUUCGAAACCGGUUUGCGUCACGCGUUUAGAUCGUCCCGCAGACGUACUCGCGCCGUCAUGUUCGGGAACGAGCAGCCGGUUUGUUGUCGGAGGGCGUCACGCGUUGCAGCUAGUAAGGCUGGUACUUGCUUGUCUGUUUAUAAUUUGUUGGGAAACUUACUGUCUUCUUUGUGCAAAAGUAAAAUAGUUUCGAGGAUUCUAUAUUAACCAAUAAUUCGUUCCGAGGCCGAGGCUGUGUCUUACGUGGAUGUGGCUGCGAUGCUGUAGUAGGGAAAAGAGUGAGUUUAAUAUAGACUACAAAAAGACCAAGAUUUUCGCUACCACUACAAAGUCCAAAUUAGUAAACCUCCCUUUCUCUACUUCUCAGACUCAGACGGGAGCGCAUGCCUUGACUGAAGACGACUCUUCGAGAGAUAUGUCAUUGUUUUGUUCCUUCGCGUCCUCGCGAUCGCAUUCACAGGAGAGCCAAGUGGGUAGGGGGUUGUCAAAGUUAAGGCUUUCGAAAUAUUUCCGACUGUCUAUAUAUGACGCAGGGCCGGACGGUCCCCAUGCCUCCCCCCCCCUGUGGUAUGGUCUGUGGUGGCGUCCGCGCGCGCUCUUUUCCGCGCGGAUUUUUCGCGGAUUCUAGUGGUGGAAGGCGUCAAAACUUGGCGCGGGCCUCCCCCUGGGCCUCUCAGCGUGUUCCCGAGGGACCUCCGCAACUCUGCUGGCCCUCGCAGUCGGGAGGCCUCCGGGGUAAAAGGCCGCCGGAGGCGGCCACGGUCGCAAGAGCAAGCAAGCCGACGACCAAGGGCCCGGAGGGUACAGGCGGCACGGCUCACGGGGUCCAGCCCCUCGCCUUUUGCCACCUUCGGAGGCCUUCCGCUGCCGGUGCACUGCUGCGGCGGCGAAGCCUAGCGGAUGCACUUAGGGCACAGGCAGGCACCUGGGCGGGGGCGCAGGCGGUCCCCUGGGCCCCUUUUGAGGCCUUCCACCCCCGGCAGACGCCUGCAAAAGGGGCCCAGUGCGCACGCUACCCCCCCCCCGCUAGGGGGGGGCACCGUCGCCCCGCGCCCUGGCACAUUUAUCAGAGCAGUUUAUAGCACGCAUGGCGCAUGGAGUGCAUGGAGCCCAGAUCUCCAAGGGACGCAAGAAGCGCCCCCUUUAGCUCCAUGCGAUCCAUGCACUCCAUGCCGUGCGAGCUGGCAGACUAACCUUAUAAAUUACUCUGAUAUAUGAUUUAAUUUGGAGUUCUCAGUCACUUCUUGGAAGAAAAAUAGAACUACUAAAACCAAAAUUUAGAUGAUUUUGCAGAACUUCUUAUGGAACACAGCUUCUUGGAUUAUUGAGUUGAGUCAUGAUAAAGGCGCUUUUCACGACACUAGCGUACUAAUAGUAUUAAAGCCGAGAGCUCUAAUAAUGACAUCGUCAUCCACGGGUCAGUUUCUCGACGAACUUUCAAGGGACCAGAUGCGGACGCGGGCUUCGACCAUGUGCAGCACAAGCGGAAGCUCUUACAAUUCUCUUAGCGGGACAACUGUAUGGCGAGUGCAGAUCAAGCACUCGUGACUAUUGAAUGUGCAAUGAUGUCGCGAUUACAGCUAUCAUGUGCACUGGUGAGAAUAGGAAAGUCCUCGUGGAGGCACGGAGAAGAUCCAGAUUUUGAACUAGAAGAUUCCCCGGAAACCAUUCAUUGGAAAGAAUUAGCUACUUGGUCCAUCUUCCCCUCUUUCAUGAUUGCCUCCUGGGGCUUCCAUUGCCGCAGCCGCAGUUGUCGAGGUGCCACGUGUGAGCACCGCUUAUGGGGGGUUCCGCAGUGUCACAAGUAUGGAUCACGCGGGUCUGAGAUCGGGGUCUCCACCAGAGCAUUAUACCUACCAUGGCGCUGGCACCUCCCAGCAGGGCCUUGCUAGUCUCGCUGCUGCUUCGCGACCGAGGGGGCUGUACCGCACCGAGAGUUUUCAGCGGAAGAUACAGGAAGGGCGGG
Molecule: messenger RNA, 1997 nt
Organism: Amoebophrya sp. A25
Lineage: Eukaryota; Dinophyceae; Syndiniales; Amoebophryaceae
Source: the annotation of a GenBank genome assembly